AUGGACUCAGCAGCCGACUCCCUCAUUGCUCUCUCCAACGUUGCUACAGCCACCACCGCAAAGAACGAACCACUCUCCGACGAUGACCGCUCCAGCAGUCUUAGCGAGCUAGACGAUGACCUCGACGAUGUUGAAGAUGAAGUGGUUCAGCCAGUUGGUGCAGCUGAAGGAGACUCGGAGGCUGAAACCGAACGUCUUCAAGUCACACCGGACAAACUUGCUCGGAAGCAGCCUUUGCAGAUCAGCCCCAGCAAGCUAGCUCAUAGGCUGGACAUCGACAUGAGGCCCGAAAUAGAGAGCAUUACAGAAAGUCCUGUAUCUUCACCAAUCUCCUCGCACCAUGAUUCAGAGAUAGAAGACGGUGCAGAUGUGGAGGCAGAGGUACAAACGGAACAGGAAGUGGUGAGAGCGGCUUCGCCAAGUAAACGGAAGAGAGAAGCCAGUGAAUCAGACGCCGAAGAGGCUCCGACAUCGCAAAGACGCCGGACUGGGUCAGUUGAAAGCGAGGAUCAGAAAUCCCAACCAGAAAGCGAAAAUGGAGACAGUCGCAGCCAACCUACAAGAGACCCAACAGUGGAAGCUGAAGUUGUAGUGCCGCCGCGUGAAGAAGAAGAGGCAGAAGAACAGGAAGAGGGAAAUCGAGAAGCCGAAAUGCUCGACACCAGUGAGGAUUCUAAAGAAAAGGCCAGAAGUAGGCCUCGCCGCAAAGCCAAGGGUGAUGCUGCACGAGAACCUCGCGCAGAAGAUGAAGAAGAAGCCGAGGCUGCGGAGGAUACCGACGCCGUUGACGAGAACGACGCUGACGCAGCGGUCAAGAGUGAGGAGGAACACGCAAAACGAAUGGCAGCAAUGGAUGCCUUGACAACGCUGGAGAAGCACUUCGCUGCGCUGAGAGACCGACUUUAUGAUGAGCGCAUUGCGGGCAUCAACCAUGAGCUUGCACUUCUGUCAGAACCAAAACCGUCUCAUCCCGAGCUCCUGCGACAACUCGAAGCCGUGAGGAAGUAUCGCGAUGAAAAGUUUGAGGUGGAACAAAAGCUCCUCGUAUACAAGAUCGGCGCCCUCAAGACCAGAGCCGUGGCAGAACGCAGCCAAAUACACAGUCAAUAUUUCCAGACUGUGCGAGACAUUCGAGAGAAGUACCUGGAGCGGAUCAGUGAACACUUUUACCGGAUCCAGCGAGACAGGUUUAAGACCGAUUCUACGAUCCCAAGCUUCACCAUUCCGUACCCAGAACGACGCUCACAACAAAUCCUUCAACAGACAGCUUACAAUAAGGAAGUGUCGAUUCUGUCAGGUAUCGCCAAAUAUGUCGGCUUCCCCGCUGCCCCGGAGUUGGCUGCGUCGAAGCAGAAAGAUGUUGAAGACGACAUACAGAAGAUGGGGAUCUCAGUUGCUCAAAAUCGACCUCUCAGACCUGCUCAAAGGCAAGCACAUGAGAUGGCAGGGGCGCAGAUAUCAGGUCCUCAAGCGGAAGAACAGUUCCUCGAACAGACCCCGUGGGCCAACCCACAGCAUCCCAUUCAUCGGCUGAGUCGACAGAAUUCCAAUCGUUCGCCCAUGACGGAGUUUGUGACACCUGCAAAUCAACAACGCACAACAGACGGAUUACAGCCAGCCGGGUCGGCUUCUACGAUCGUGGACCCGGCGGCACAGAUCUCUUCGGCCAUCAACACACCUUACGACGAACAACAACAGAGCAGCACCACGAAAGUGGAACCCCAGCCUGGUUCCAGUGUGCACAACUACCGACUUCAUUCUACGUCUCCGCUAGAUACACGACGGGUGAUAUCUGGACCCGGAGUCGGCGCCGACUUCCAGAUCGCCACCGAUCAUUCCGAGGCACCUACAAAAGACAUGCUGCGCGAUUUGAAUUCCUCGCCGCUUACAUCACGCGCGCAGCUGGCGGUGGGUUCACCGCCUCGGGCGGCCUCAGCGCGGCCGGACAAGGCUGCUUCGAGAUUUGGGAGCAAUGAAUCUCCAUUCAGACAUGCGAGAGAUUCGGGCAUCACUGCAGGAUCCGGGUUUUCUGGGACAGGGAGAUUCAGCAUUCGAUAG
Molecule: messenger RNA, 2058 nt
Organism: Capronia coronata CBS 617.96
Lineage: Eukaryota; Fungi; Ascomycota; Eurotiomycetes; Chaetothyriales; Herpotrichiellaceae
Exons: 2
Coding region: 1-2058 (685 amino acids)
Biological process (GO): negative regulation of transcription by RNA polymerase II
Cellular component (GO): Sin3-type complex
Molecular function (GO): histone deacetylase binding
Source: RefSeq, a predicted model, not a curated record